UACCUUCCUCAAUCCCUUUCCACCUCAUUUUUUUAAAGAUUUAUUAAUUUUUAUCUUAUGUGUAUGAGUGUUCGCCUCUAUGUCUGUAUGUGUACCAUUUACAUACAGGAGCCUAUUGAGGCCAGAAGAAGGUCAGAUUCUCUGGAACUGGAGUUAUAGAUGGUUUCGUCUGUGUAUCAUGUGCUCAGUGCCUAUGGAGGCCAGAAGUAGGCAUCAGACCCUCUUAGAGCUGGAGUUACGGAUGGCUGUUACCUAUCAUUUGAGUGAGAGAAUCUCACCUGGGUUCUCUGGAAGAGCAGCCGGUCUCUUGACUGCUCUCCAGCCCCUCCAUCGUGAUUUUGAGAUCUGGUCUCUCCCUAAACUUGAACUUAUUGCUUUGCCUAGCCUAGCUGGCCAGCAAGCUCUUGCUCUCUUCACAAAGCGACAUGGGUGUCUUAGGGUUUUCAUUGCUGUGAAGAGACACUCUUGUAAAGGAAACAUUUAGUUGAGGUACUCGCUUACAGUUCCAGAGGUUCAGUCCAUCAUCAUCAUGGCAGGGAGCGUGGCGGCAUGCAGGCAGAUGUGGUGCUGGAGCUGACAGUCCUUACAUCUUGGCUCAGAGGCAACAGGAAGUCAGCUGAUAGUCACACUGAGGGAAGAUUGAUUGAAAGAGACCACAAUGACACACUUCCUCCAACAAGGCCACACUUCCCAAUAGUGCCACUCCCCUGUAGGGGCCAUUUUCUUUCAAAUCACCACAGUAGGUUUCAGGGAUGCAUGGUGUAGUGAUAUAUUGUGUACCCUGAUAAAAUUUGCCUGAAGAUCAAAGAACAGAACAAGUCACUAGAUUAAACAUAGAAGCCAGGCAGUGGUGGCACACACCUAUAAUCCUAGCACGCACUGGGGAGGCAGAAAUCCGUCUGGAUCUCUGUGAGUUCAAAGCCACUGCGGACUACAUGAGAUUGACUCAGUUUAGGAGAGAAACAGAACCCAGGCAGUGGGUGCACACACCUUUAAUCCCAGUACUUGGGAAUCACACGCCUUUAAUGGCUGGGCAGAGAAAGGUAUAUAAGGUGUGAGGAGACAGGAACUAAAGGCUUUUCAGGCUGAGGAGUCCUAGAGGUAAGACGUGACAGUGGCUUGUUCCUUUGUCUCUCUGAUGUUCAGGCAAAUUUUAUUAGGGUAUGCAGUAUAUCACCACACAUGGCUUUUACAAGAAUGCUGGUAAUUUGCACUCAGUUCUCUUGCUUUCACAGCAAGUGCUCUUACCCCACUGUGCCAUUUCCCAAGCAAGUUUACAUUUUCCAAAGCACCACACAGCUUCCGUUCCACGUUAUCUGUUUAGAGGAAGGGAGCCCUAGACCCAUGGCUUCACAUGUCCCUACAGGCAGACCUCCAUGCCCAUGAGCCCCUGGUGUGUGAAGGGUGGCUUGGACCUGUUUGAAUAAGGAUGAUAAGACACACAAACGCGAAGGGACGGCCACGAAGGAAGUGUGGCUCACAGUUGUCUAGAAGCAGGCAGCACAGCACUGCAUGCGGGGCCCACUGGGGUACCCUGGUUAGUCGAAGGCAGAGGGCGUGAAGAGGAAAUGUAGACAGAAUCUUCAAGGGUGGCUUCUGCUGGAAGGAGCAAGAAUGGGUAGGGUUCAGAUUGAUAGGUGCCAAUCAUCUCAGCAGCCUUAGGCCCUUACAGCAGCAGUUCUCAAUCUGUGGGUCGAGACCCCUUUGGGGGUCAAACAACCCUUUCACAGGGGUUGCCUAAAACCAUCAGAAAACACAGAUGUUUACAUUACAAUCCAUAACAGUAGCAAAAUUAUAGUUAUGAAGUAGCAACGAAAAUAAUUUUAUGAUUGGGGUCACCACAACAUGAGGAAUUAUUAAAGGGUCGCAGCAUUAGGAAGGUUGAGAACCACUGCCUUACAGCCUUGUACCUACCUGGCUUUGGGAUGAUAGAGCAGAUGGAAUUUGGCCUAUGUAGAGAACAGCUGGGAAAGAAGGUGCAUGGGAACCAGGCUGUAAAGCCUGAAGCAGGAGGAUUGCCUUGAGUUCAAAGCCAACAUGGAGUUUCACGUCAGCCAGGACUACAGAGUGAGACCCCGUGUUAAUGACUACUCUCACUGUUAUCCAAACACCCGACAGAAACAACUUAGAGAAGGGAGGCAUCUUUGUUUCUGUUGCUGUGGUAAGCAUCUUAGGGGAGAAAGGGUUAGAUUCAGCUUACAAUUCAAGGUUGCAUUCCAUCACUAUAUCCUGGGAAGUCAAAGCGGAACUCCACACAGCUAGUCAUAUCACAUCUGCAGUCAAGAGUGGAGAGAAAUGAGUUGCAGGCAGACCCCCUGGCUGGCUGUGCUCUUACACAGGUCAGGAUCCCUGCCUAGGGAAUAGUAUUGUUCGCAUUAGGCUGGACCUUCCUGCGUCAAUUAACUUAAUUAAGAUGAUCCCCCACAGACACAGAUCAACCCAGUGUAGAAAUUCCUCAUUGAGACUCUUCCCUCGAAACUGUAGGUUGUGUUGAGUGGAGGAUUAAAGCCAAGUAUCACGGAGGAGUUUGUUGUGGCUGAAGGAGCAGCAAGAGUAUGAGCCUCCCUGAAGGAGCACCCUCGGACCACGCUCCUGUCUGAUGGCAGCAGCCCAGCUCCUUCCAGGAAUGUCGGCAUGACCGUCUCUCAGAAAGGGGGUCCCCAGCCAACACCAAGCCCAGCCGGUUCUGGGGUGCGACCUGGACCAAUCACUGGAGACAUGGAUGAAGCCGACUCCGUGUUUUUAAAAUUGAAGCAGACGGCCGAUGACUCUCUGUCACUCACAUCCUCGAAUGCUGAGUCUGUUUUCAUAGAAGAUCCUUACAUUGCCUCCCUGAGGUGUGAGAUUGAAUCCGAUGCCCAUGAGUUUGAGGCUGAGUCCUGGAGCCUCUCUGUGGAUUUAGCAUAUGCCAAGAAACAAAAGAAGGAGGUGGUGAAGAGACAGGACGUCCUGUAUGAGCUGAUGCAGACAGAGGCGCACCACGUGCGCACCCUCAAGAUCAUGCUGAAAGUCUACUCCAGGGCCCUGCGGGAGGAGCUGCAGUUCAGUGGCCAGGCGGUCAGCCGCCUAUUCCCAUGUGCUGAUGACCUAUUGGAAAUGCACAGCCACUUCCUGGCCCGCCUCAAGGAGCGCCGGCAGGAGUUCCUGGAGGAGGGCAGUGACCGGAAUUAUGUCAUCCAAAAGAUUGGGGAUGUCCUGGUCCAGCAGUUCUCGGGGGAAAGCGGAGAGAGGAUGAAAGAGAAGUACGGCGUGUUCUGCAGCGGCCACAACGACGCCGUCAGUCACUACAAGUUACUGCUGCAGCAGAGCAAGAAGUUUCAAAACUUAAUCAAGAAAAUCGGCAACUUUUCCAUUGUGCGGCGGCUGGGAGUUCAGGAGUGUAUCCUUCUGGUCACACAGCGCAUAACCAAGUACCCAGUACUGGUGGAGCGCAUCAUCCAGAACACAGAAGCCGGCACUGAGGACUACAAAGACCUGAGCCAGGCCCUGAACCUCAUCAAAGACAUCAUCUCACAAGUGGACGCCAAAGUCAGUGAGUACGAGAAGGGCCAGCGCCUCCGGGAGAUCGCGGGCAAGGUGGACUUGAAGUCGUCCAGCAAACUCAAGAAUGGGCUCACCUUCCGCAAGGAGGACAUGCUGCAGCGCCAGCUCCAGCUGGAAGGCACCUUGUGCUGGAAGUCCACGUCAGGGCGCUUGAAAGAUGUCCUCGCUGUCCUGUUGACUGACGUGCUUUUGCUGCUGCAAGAAAAGGAUCAGAAGUACGUCUUUGCUUCUGUGGACUCAAAGCCACCCGUCAUCUCUCUGCAAAAGCUCAUUGUGAGAGAGGUGGCCAACGAGGAGAAGGCCAUGUUUCUGAUCAGUGCCUCCAAGCAAGGGCCAGAGAUGUAUGAGAUCUAUACCAGUUCCAAAGAAGACAGGAACACCUGGAUGGCCCACAUCCGCCGAGCCGUGGAGAGCUGUCCUGAUGAGGAGGAGGGCCCUUUCAGCGAGACUGAGGAGAGGAAGAUGACUGAAGCCCGCACCAUGAGACUCCGGGACUUUCAAGAGCGACUGAGCCUGAAAGACCAGCUGAUCGCCCAGAGCCUCCUGGAGAAGCAGCAGAUCUACCUGGAGAUGGCUGAGCUGAGCGGGCUGGACGAGUCACCCCAGUGCCGAGGCCUCUUCCGAGGAGGCGGGGACCCCUCUGAGACCCUACGCGGGGAGCAGAUUCUCAGAUCAGCCAUGAGCGAGAUUGAGGGCAUCCAGAGCCUGAUCUGCCGGCGGCUGGGCAGCACCAGUGGCCAAGUGGAAGAGGGAGGUGUGUCUGCAGGCCUACCUCGGAGGGCUGAGACCUUCGGGGGCUAUGACAGUGUGGGCAGCCCCAGCAAGAGUGGCAGCUUUAAAAAGAAAAUGUGCAACAAUGACCUCAGGCCCCAAGACUUGCAGGGGCCUGCUAGCAGCUCAGAUUCCAAAUCCUGUGACGGCAACACCCCCAGUGGCUGUGAGGAAUCGCCACAAGCGGUGGAGAUGCCUAGCACAGAGAGUAGCUCAUGUCUGCCCACUGUCCUGGAGUCAGAGCUGGUCCACCGGGUCCAGACACUGUCGCAGCUGCUUCUUAGUCUCCAGGCAGUCAUCGCCCAACAGGACAGCUAUGUGGAGAUGCAGCGAGUGGCCAUCCAGGAGCGCGAGAAGCAGUUCCGGCUGCAAUCAACACGUGGGAACCUGCUCCUCGAGCAAGAGCGGCAGCGCAACUUCGAGAAGCAGCGUGAGGAGCGGGCGGGCGUGGAAAAGCUGCAGAGCCAGCUGCGCCAGGAGCAGCAGCGCUGGGAGCGGGAACGGGCACGCCAGCAGCAGGAACUGGAGCUGGCAGGCGCGCGCCUGCAGGAGCGAGAGGGCGAGGCGCGCCAGCUGCGCCAGCGGCUGGACGAGGAGCGUACGGAGCUGGAGCGGCAGCGCCAGGCCUACCAACAUGACCUGGAGCGUCUGCGCGAGGCCCAGCGUGCAGUGGACCGUGAACGUGAGCGCCUGGAGCUGCUGCGCAGAUUCAAGAAACAGAACACUGCACCGGGGGCACUGCCCCCAGAGGUGCUGGCCGAGGUGCAGCCCACAAGCCACCCUCCCAGUUUCAAUGGGGAUGGACCCGAGGGGCGCUUGGUCCUAGCCAAAGCACCAGGGACCCAAGGGAGCAUGCUGCUGCCUGGCACGGGGCCUGAGUACAUAGAGCGACCUGAGGUGGCCCGCUGGGACAGUGUCCCUGCAGAGAGCCGGCCAGCCAAGAGCGAUGUGCCCAUCCAGCUGCUCAGUGCCACCAACCAGAUUCAGAGGCAGACAGCCGUGCAGCAGCAGAUCCCCACCAAGCUGGCCGCCUCCACCAAGGGCAGCAAAGACAAGAGCAGCAAGAGCAGGGGUUCCCAGCGCUGGGAGAGCUCAGCAUCCUUCGACCUGAAGCAGCAGCUGCUUCUCAACAAGUUCAUAAGCAAGGAUGAGAAUUCGUCACGAAACCGCCGGUCACUGAGUCCCAUCCUGCCUGCCACCCAUGGAUCUGCACCUGCCCCAGACCCCUGCUUUCCAGCCCCAAGUCCAGCCCCAGCUACCACGCCCCCUGAGGCCUUCUUCAAGUCCGGAAGCACGUCCCUGCCACCUGCAUCCCCAGGCCCCUCACUGCCAACCACACCACUCACAGCCAAGGACGAAGUUGGCAAGGAAGAUGUCAUCUUCUUCUGAGGGGACCACUGCCCCAAAGCAGACCCCUUUCUGUCCUGAUAACCCUUUAUGUCUCUGGGGAUCCCACGGGUGACUGUUACUGUCUGGCCGUCCCCUUCCCCUGCCUGAGCACACCCAGGCACUUGCUCACCUGAGGUUGCCCUGUUGGUGUCUUGGGUCUCACAGCUCUCUGUAGAAUUAGUGGUAAAGUCUGGGUAGCCUCUUCCACUUUUUAUAUAUGUACAUGUAAACAAAGUUCUUUUAAAUUGAAGGUCGAACUCCAGCUAAACCACAGAGCUGUUUUAACCCAGAGGUAGACAGCACAAGCUGGGGAGCCAGGAGACAAACACAGGUGGGUCUGAGAAGACCCUGGCUCCAGGGGCAGGUUCCAUAACCCCCAGAAAUCUCUGGGUUGAGCUGAGUCAUUAGGCACCAGAAGGCACUAGAAUCAUCCAGAGUCCAGUGAAUCGCCUCCUCCAAAGCAGCAAUUGAUGCUGGCCACAGAGAGCCUUGACCAGUAAAUGAACUGGGCAGCCCAUGGAGCAAUGGACUGAGUCUUUGGGUUCAGAAAUCAAUCUGGAGGGGCACCUACCAUGUCCUCCCAUCUGCCCGAGACACAGAACCCUGGGUUCAGCAGGGCAGCACAUAUCCCAGACAGACAGUGUUUGAUCCCUGUGAAAUGAGCAGGUUUUCCCUGGUCUUUUCCGUGUCCUGCCAGAAAGGUAGGAGUCUGGUCAGUGGCUGAUCUGGUCUGGUCUUGUUUCCAGGGCUGGGCACCCAUAGGCUCAGGAGGUGACCGGAGGUGUCGUGACCCUGAAAGUGUGGUGUCUAGUGACUUCAGAGAGCCAGGAGUGGUGUGGGGGCCCCUUGUCGUCUCUGUGGUGUCCAGAGUGUAUAUCCAUCCACCAGACCUCAUCCGUGCCAUGUUGCUAAUCAGUGUUUCGUGCUUUUUUUGUACUGAGAUGUAUCAGAGCACUUUAGGAAAGCUGUUUUUAAGUUCCCACUCGGUGAAGAGAACAUUCCAGGACCCCACCCCUGACACCAUGAUUUUUUGGACUUAGAAGGUGGCCCUGGGUCGGGUUUAUCACAUCUGCCCGGUGGCCAGGUGUGUCUCAUCCGUGUCCUGCACACAGUAGAGCAAUGUCCUCAGUGUAUCCGUCACCAGCAGCCGAGGUUCCUCCUUGGUGGACCUUGUUCGGAAAGCUGGUAAGCCGGCAGCAUUCCCAACUCUGAGAAUGAGUGGCAUCCCUUGUCAUUUGUGACCGUGAUCUUUGUCUACCCCGUGAUUAUUUUCACAGUGAUAACAGAGCAUCCUGGCCAUGCGGUAUUCUGGAAUCACCCUAGAACUUAUGACCAGAUUCUAGCAAUAAAAGUAUCCAAAGGA
Molecule: messenger RNA, 7066 nt
Organism: Peromyscus californicus insignis
Lineage: Eukaryota; Metazoa; Chordata; Mammalia; Rodentia; Cricetidae
Gene: Arhgef18
Product: Rho/Rac guanine nucleotide exchange factor 18
Exons: 20
Coding region: 2635-5703 (1022 amino acids)
Biological process (GO): small GTPase-mediated signal transduction
Molecular function (GO): guanyl-nucleotide exchange factor activity
Source: RefSeq, a predicted model, not a curated record